Messenger RNA from Mus pahari (shrew mouse), 1444 nucleotides. It is a transcript of the gene Tmem254, whose product is annotated as transmembrane protein 254. The record is from RefSeq and is a predicted model, not a curated record. Lineage: Eukaryota; Metazoa; Chordata; Mammalia; Rodentia; Muridae. Bases 289 to 660 code for a protein of 123 amino acids. The transcript is spliced from 4 exons.
UGAAUGGCUCCGCCCAAGUGAGGAGAGCAAAUGAGGAGGCGCAAUGCUCUGCACCACGCUCAACUCACUGAAAUGGCUCGGAAACUUGACUCGCCAUUAUCAAGGAGGCAAAACAGCCGCUACUCUAACUGAAAUUGAGAGGUGCCUCCUGCACCGGGAAGGACCGAGACUCGGUCCCCAGAUCACCGCAGCCAAAACCUUCCGGAUCUGGUGCACAGGAAACCGCUCGUCCCUCCCCGGCCACCUUGCACUGGAUGCAAGAGACCAACCGGUGGGGUCGCUGCCGCGAUGCGGACGGCCACAGGCGCCGGCUACUUCCAGAGGGGCAGCUUGUUCUGGUUCACAGUCAUCACCCUCUCCUUCGGCUACUACACGUGGGUUGUUUUCUGGCCUCAGAGCAUCCCUUAUCAGAGCCUCGGGCCCCUGGGUCCCUUCACGAAGUACUUGGUGGACCACUACCACACCUUCCUAAGGAAUGGGUAUUGGCUUGCUUGGCUAAUUCAUGUGGGAGAGUCCUUGUAUGCCUUGGUUUUAUGCAAGCGUAAAGGGAUCACAGACGGCCAGGCACAGCUCCUCUGGUUCCUACAGACUUUUCUGUUUGGUGUAGCCUCUCUCUCCAUCCUGCUUGCUUACAGAUCAAAACGCCAAAAACACAAUUAAAAGAGAGAACGAGUUUCUUUUCACUUCUUCAAGCCCUCCUUUAAGGGGACCCUGGGGACCAUGAUAACCUCUCCGUCUUCUAGGCAGUGUCUGUCCAAGAACCUGCAUGAGACCCUCUAGUUACUCGUAUUUUGGUGCUCUGACCAACAUUGGAUAGACCUUCUUUGUUUAAAGAAACAGGAGACUCUUCUAGCUCUGAGACCUCCUGCCUGAAGAAGGCCUCAGGCCACUCUCCUGAGGGCCUUAGCUGAGUCAUUUUCCUGCCUUUUGGCUGAGGCACAGAAACUAGAUUUAUUUGUGGGCACACCUAUGCUCUGUGUGGUGGUAUGAAUAUGCUUGACCCAUGGGAAGUGGCACUACUAGGAGGUGUGGCCUUGUUAGAGGAAAUGUGUCGCUGUGGAGGCCAGACUUUGAGGUCUCAUAUAUUUGCUCAGGUCUAGCCGGUGUGAAACGGUCUCCUUUCGCUGCCUUUAGAUCAAGAUGUAGAACUCUCAGCUCCUUCUCCAGCUCCAUGUCUGCCUGCAUACUGCCAUGCUUCCUACGAUGAUGAUAAUGGACUGAGCCUCUGAAACUAUACACCAACCCCAAUUAAAUGUUCCCCUUUGUAAGAGUUGUCUUGAUCUUGAUGUCUCUUUACAACAAUGAAAUUCCUAAUUAAGACACUCCCUGCUCUGACUAGCGCCCCCUCUCCUCCUCCCCACUGAUAUCUUAGCUUCUACCCCCCCCAACCUUUUUCUGAUUCUGGACCAAGAUAAAGUAAAACUUCCACAUAACAUCAGUUCCA